Messenger RNA from Adineta steineri, 1293 nucleotides. Lineage: Eukaryota; Metazoa; Rotifera; Eurotatoria; Adinetida; Adinetidae. The record is from the annotation of a GenBank genome assembly.
AUGGUGCACUCUAAAAAAGAUAUUUUAGAACGAUAUAGUGCAUUCUUAGAACGUAAUCUUAUAUUAACUGAUGAUUUAUUUCAUUUUUUAAAACAUGAAAAAAUUUUUCCCGAUUUUGUCUUCGAUGAUAUUCAAAGUUUAUCAUCACCAAGUGAAAAAAAUAAAAAACUUUUAAAAAGUCUUAUCGAUAAUGCUGAUGUAGCUUUUAAAAAAUUUGUUGAAGGUUUAAUUGACACUGAUCAACCAUUUCUUGGUGAAUUUCUAGAAAAUGAAGAUAGAAAAUCAUUGGAUUCAACAGAUGAUCCAUCGGAAAAAGUAGCUAUUGAUGAUGAUAUGUUAAAAAAAUGUCCCGGUGUAGAUAAAUUAAAGGCAGAUACAAGAGAGAAACUUAAAGUAUAUCUCCAAGAACAAUUAUUACGAGUUUAUUUACAUGAUACAUGGAAAAAACGAAAUCAAGCUAAGUCACUCGAAGUAGUUAAUCUUAAAAGACAAAAUUAUGAAACUCAACGAAGAUUAUCUAUAUCAGUAGAAAAUGAUAAACAAGUUAUAGAUAAUUUAAAAGAUGCUCUUCGACGUGAGCAAGUUGAACGGCAACACAAGGAACAAGACCUCAAAGAACUUCGUAAUGAAGUAACUCGGAUUCAAGCAGAAUUUCAACAACGAUUGUCUAGUCAAAUCAAUAUGAUUGAUGCAAAUACUCGAAGUACAUUCAAUAUGCACGAUAAAAUGGUUAUGCUGACCGAAUGGCUUCAAUCGUUAGAUGAACUGUUUAAUAAAAAUAUCAUACAAAGUGGCAUUGAUUCAGAUUCAAUGGAUCAAUUAGAACGUAAACUUAAACGAUAUAAAUCAGAAAUUGAAUCACUGUCUAGCAGAGGAAUUGGUACAGAUAAACUUAAAGACGAAUUAUAUGAAGCAGUUUAUACAAGUCGUUAUUUACCAAUAGAAGAUCAUAAAAAUAAAUCAUUUCAUCAACUUUUAUUACGUCUCUAUGGAUCAAAUCAAGUAACUGAAUUAGCAAAAAUUUGUACAAAAGAUGUGUUAGAAGCUAACAAAGAUCGUGAUCAUGCAAAUGAUAUUAGAAAACGUGAUGAAAGAAUCGAUGAACUUACUCAUAUCAAUAAGGAAUUAAAUGAAGAAAUUGAACGACUUAAAGCAACAAUUGAAGCAGGAAAGAAACCAGCAUGGCGUCCUGUACCUGCAUCAAUUCCUGCAGCACGUGAUCCAGGUAAAAAUCGUCAAGUAUUAAAACCAUCAAGUAUUCAACCUGGAACAAAACCUGGACCUACUUGGUGA